GUGAAACGAAACAAUUUUGGAGUGGUUUUGUUAUUUGAAGUGCGAUAAAAGCGAAAAUGGAUGAGAUUCUGAACAUUCUGCAGGAAGAAGAUGUAAGAAUAUACGAAGUGUUCCGAAAAGAAGAAAUAACGGACUUGGACACCUUCUUAUCCCUGGACAACAAUGAUUUCACUAGACUACAGUUAACGACAAAAAUGAUAAAAAUAAUUCAAAAAGCGUCCACAAACGGAAAAAAAGUAAUGCUUGCAAAAUCAUUAAUUAAAACUUAUCCCAUUCUGGCCUCGAACGUUUCAGAUGUACCCUAUGCAGCGUGGUUUCAUAAAGGUGGACGAGGAGCAGGACGGCAUGCUGGUUCUAUUCAUUAUAGAAUGGAAACCCUUGCAAAAAGAUCCUGUAGUCGAGUGUUCUACCGAUCAAGACACGAUGAAGCGACUCCAUCUUCUUCAAAAAUAAUAACGAACGACGAAUGUGGAGAAAAUAUUGAUGAUUUGGUGUACGAGUUAGAAACUAUUGUUCCCUUGGAAAAUUCAAUGGAAAACAUAAAAUAUUUAUGGAAACAAACACUGGCUUACCGGCACGAAAAGCGUGACAGAGGGAUUUUUUCCCAAUUUAUGACCGACUGUUCUGCGGCUUCAGCCUUCGGAGGAGAAUUGAUAUCUUUAGAAUUCGAAUUGAUGAAUCCUACUGCUGCUAAAUUCGAAGACAUGUGGAAUGUAAUCCAACAGAAAAUAUUGGAAAAAUUUCGAAUAGAUUACAGGUACAUAAAAAAUGACCUGAUUCAGUCACUAUGUCUGGUACGAGAAAAAAAUACUAUAAGAGGAGCCAAGCGAACCCGCGAAGAAGACUAUAAAGAGAAUGAUGCGCGUACAUUAAAUCCACUUCACGGAAUAAUCGAUUGGAUUGAUAACUAGAACGUUCGAGACUUCAUUUCCGACACCUGAUGUCCCGCGCAUUAUAAUUGUUGCCAAAAUGUUUGAACUCGGCGAAUGCUACGUGGUGUGGAAAAACAGUACGAUUCAUGUAGGAAACAAUUUGAUUCGUGCAUUCAUCGUUCUUUGUCAAGCCUUUACAGUUUUCAAUGUAAAAUGCUAUGCGGCUGACAAACUUUUCUUUUCAUUGUUUCAUGCUUCAUGCUUCAAACUUGGAGCACUUAGUACAACUAGUAAUAAGUUUUUAAACCAGCUGUUUUAAAAUCAAGUUUUUAAAAGAAUUUAUUUACAUUCUCCUUAUUUGAAAAGCGCACCUGCUUUUGAAUAGCCAGGUGAAAAGCAAAAUUCUAGUGAUUAGAAUAAUAAUAUGAAUUCAUCUGAUAUAAUCAAUAUAAGAUUUUACUAUGAAAUAUUAGAACUUUCAUCGGAAAUAAUUAACCCACUUCAAAAAGGUAUAAUAGCGCUUUAUUCUUAUUGAACAUUCAAUCAAAUUAUUUAAACAAUUUGUUAUGCAAAUA
Molecule: messenger RNA, 1447 nt
Organism: Anopheles merus
Lineage: Eukaryota; Metazoa; Arthropoda; Insecta; Diptera; Culicidae
Exons: 7
Coding region: 57-911 (284 amino acids)
Source: RefSeq, a predicted model, not a curated record